Molecule: messenger RNA, 1714 nt
Organism: Salvia hispanica
Lineage: Eukaryota; Viridiplantae; Streptophyta; Magnoliopsida; Lamiales; Lamiaceae
Product: cyclin-A1-4-like
Biological process (GO): mitotic cell cycle phase transition
Molecular function (GO): cyclin-dependent protein serine/threonine kinase regulator activity
Source: RefSeq, a predicted model, not a curated record
GCAUUUAAUCUUUCUCAGCAAUUCACAAAACUCCCGAUUUUGUGGUGAAAUUCGAAAAACACUCGUUUUUUUUUUGUGGAGGCCAAUGGCGAGUGCGGCGGGAGUGAGGAGGUCUACGACGUCGUCUCUGGCGAAGCGCCACGCUUCUGCUUCGGAUAAUACUGGGAAGCCGGCUUCGUCGGCCUCCGCCGCCAAGAAGCGACCGGCGCUUGCGAAUGUCACUAAUCAGAGGGUUGGCUCCGGUUCCUUCAAUUCGGGGCGGGUUUCUGCGCCUGAAUCGUCCAAAAUUGUGCCAUGUACCACUAAAAUUGUGAGCAUAAAGAAGGGAUCUUCUGUUUCCUCCAAUGGAAGCUUCUCUGGGGUUUUUCAUCCUGCAGCAACCAAUUCUGUCAAACAGACCACGGUUGCUGCGGGUAGAUCCUCGUCUUCAAUGAAGAGCAAUGUAGCCAUUCUCGAGGAUGGUGCUGCCUCCGUUACAUACAGCAUGAAUGUAUCUCCUGACAAAUCAGACUCAUUCUCUGUUUCAAUGGAUGAAUCCAUGUCCACUUGUGAUUCUUUGAAAAGCCCCGAUGUCGAGUAUGUGGACAAUAAUGAUCUGACUGAAGUGGAUUCCAUUGAGAGAAAGGCAUCAAACAUGCUCUGCAUUUCAGAACCCAUGGACAUUGGAGGGGUUGUAUGCAAGCGAGACGAGCUAGCAGCAUUGGAAGCCGGUGGCAUGAUUGUCAACGUUGAUGAUAAUCUCGAAGACCCACAGCUCUGUGCCACCAUUGCUUGUGAUAUAUACAAGCACUUGAGAGCAUCUGAGGCAAAGAAAAGGCCUUCUGCUAGCUUCAUGGAGAGGGUGCAAAAGGAUAUAAAUCCGAGCAUGCGAUCAAUUCUCGUUGAUUGGCUCAUUGAGGUGUCUGAGGAAUACAGACUAGUUCCCGACACGUUGUAUCUGACUGUGAACUAUAUAGACCGUUAUCUCUCCGGUAAUGUCAUGGACAGACAAAGAUUACAGCUGCUCGGUGUAGCUUGCAUGAUGAUUGCCUCAAAAUAUGAAGAGAUUUGUGCACCUCAGGUGGAGGAGUUCUGCUACAUAACCGAUAACACAUAUGUUAAGGAAGAGGUUCUGCAGAUGGAAUCUGCAGUCUUGAAUUACUUGAAAUUUGAAAUGACUGCGCCAACGGCUAAAUGUUUCUUGAGGAGGUUCGUUCGGGUUGCUCAAGGGGUAAACGAGGCUCCACUGUUGCAACUGGAGUGCAUGGCUAACUAUGUCGCGGAGCUAUCUCUGUUAGAGUACAGCAUGUUGAGCUUUGCCCCAUCGUUGAUAGCAGCUUCAUCGAUUUUCUUGGCCAGAUACAUUCUCCUCCCUGCUAAGAAGCCUUGGAACGCUACCUUGCGGCAUUACACGCUCUACCAACCCUCUGAGCUACGCGAUUGUGUGUUGGCGCUACACGGUUUUUGCUGCAGCAGUAGCAAUUCAAGCCUGCCAGCAAUUAGGGAGAAGUACUGCCAGCAUAAGUACAAAUUUGUUGCAAAGAAAUACUGCCCUCCAUCAAUACCAACAGAAUACUUUCAGAAUGUGAGCAGCUAGUCUCAUCAGUUUCAAUCUUGCUGUUGUGUAGCUCAGUUUUAGCCUAACAUUUCAUGUAUAGAUUAGUUCUUUUUAGCUUUCUCAAUGUUGUUGUAUUCUGAUAUUGGGUUUUAUAUAAAAACAUUGAGUUCUAGCAAA